UGUAAAAGUACCGCAUCAUUUCUCGUCUUCACUUUUUUGCCUCUUUCGACUCUUCACGACCAUUCCUACUCGUCAUUUGAUCUCCGUCAUUGAAUUAAACAAUCGCGACCAGAAGCAAUGGGCUGGUUUUGGGCAGACUCUCCAAGGUCAAAUCCUGCAGUCGUUGCACCAUCGAGUGCAUCAUCACCUCCGCCGUCAUGUCCUAUGCAUAAACCUUCAGAAUCAAACGCCGCUCCAUUCCCCCCUAGACAAGAUGCUCCUCGAUCAAUACCCUCCUCUUGCCCCGUCAGCCGGGAUCCGAAUCAUCCACUUCUACACUCGCUACAACCUCAGUCCUCCUCACCAUCCACGACCGAAGCCCAGCAUACAACCUCCUCGACCUCUUCAACACUAUCCAAGCUCAACCCUCUAAACUAUAUGCCGUCACUCAGUAACGCCCGGCCGACGGAUUCACCCCAGUCCGUCUCCCUCCCGCUCGACCGGGAAACCUCGACCAUCCCACGUGCCGAUAACGACGAAAAUUGGGAAUACCCGUCGCCCCAGCAAAUGUACAACGCCAUGCUCCGCAAAGGCUACACGGACACUCCCGCCGAACACGUCGAGUCCAUGGUCGCCGUGCACAACUUCCUGAACGAAGGCGCCUGGCGUGAAAUCGAAGAGUGGGAGCGAAUCUUCGCCCCGGGGCUCAGCCACGGAUGGGAAAUCUGUUCGAAAGGUGAAAAGGGUAUCGCAUUCGAAAGAGCGAAACAGGAAUUCCUCGCCGCCCGCAGAGAAGCGUUGGGGCUUCCAGCGAACCAGGAAGAAGAACAGCGCAAGCCCAAACUCGUCCGCUUCCAAGGUCGGCCGAAGGAGCCUUCUCCCAAGGCCCGCAUGCUCGGCAUGAUGGGGAUGAUCAUGCCGGAGAAGUUUGGCGGAGAACCACCAUUCGACCGCCACGACUGGUACGUCGCGAGAAAGAACCCGGACGGGACGGUCACCGAGGUGCGGUACGUCAUCGACUACUACAGCGGAGGUGUACAGGCGACAGGGGAGCCCGUGUUCUAUCUUGACAUCAGACCUGCACUCGACACGCCGACUGCGGCAGUGGAGAGAGCCAUGCGGUGGGGUGGCGACAUAUGGCACCGAGCCAGCGGCGCUUCGGCCAGAGAAGCUGCGAAAAGGGAUGCGGAAAACAACAACAGAGGUUGAGAGAGCGCGUCCGUCUUGUUGAUUAUGCGAGUUUUAUAAUGAUGUCCGACGAAAUUUGGGUAGCGUCCGGGGGUUGGAAAAUGCCGGUGUGAAGACCCUUUUAUCUUUCGCAAGCGUUGAUUCCGGCAAGGUGCUUGAUGGAAAAGCAUGUGGAUCGAAAAGAGAAAGACUGGCGAAAGUUCCUGACAAGAUGUUCCUGGAUUGGUACUGGUAUGCCGGAGCCGACCGACUUUUGUCCUUCUCAAAAAUGUCGAUGUUGAUGUUGAUGACCAAACGAGGUUUCGAAUUAUUUUCGAGUCUUUGGUAAUAUUGGCGAGAAAGUCCUCUGGACUAUUGCAGUGACGAUUCCGGGUGUUUCUCAGUGGCUCGAUGAGCCUUGGUCUGUUUGGAGGCAUGCCGACACGUUAUCUCUUCUCUUUAUUUCUUUUUUGUGGGAUACGAGACGAGUUGGAAAUAUCACCUAGUAAUCAUGUGUCUUUAUAAAUUCAAGUUGAUUAUUUGACGUACGGUAUGUGAUGCGUACAAAUGUUUGUUUAUAUUUAUAUCUCUUGGUAUCGACAAUGGUUGCAAGGAUCUAGGGGACCAGAUUUUGUCAUUCUCAGAUCUUGUCAAUCGGGCAGGUCGCAUUCGUAGGUUCUAUUGAGAACGUGUCUUUUUCUUCACUUGG
This is a messenger RNA of Exophiala oligosperma, 1855 nucleotides long. RefSeq lists its product as uncharacterized. Gene Ontology annotation, molecular function: holocytochrome-c synthase activity. Gene Ontology annotation, biological process: cytochrome c-heme linkage. The coding region runs from base 118 to 1188 and encodes 356 amino acids. The transcript is spliced from 2 exons. NCBI's taxonomy places the organism in Eukaryota, Fungi, Ascomycota, Eurotiomycetes, Chaetothyriales, Herpotrichiellaceae. Gene Ontology annotation, cellular component: mitochondrion. The record is from RefSeq and is a predicted model, not a curated record.